CUCAACGAUCUGUCAGUCGCACAACAUGCAUAACCUCAAACCUCAAAGUAACCAAAACAGCAACAAAUGAUGUAUACGUUUCUAAAUAGUUUCUCGGUCACAACGCUAUUGGACGAUGGAUCGAACCAUCGUUGUUAAAUUAAGAGUACUUAAAACAAUUUGUGGCCAAUGUUCGAGUGAGAAUCAAUGAGUGUCCGCCAACGUGAUUUCGUCGAGUUUGUGUGUAAAAAGUGUUUUAAAUAUGCUGAAUUUUUAUAAUAAUAUUAUAUAAACAUUAUUAAAACGCAGUAAAAAAUAGUGAUACGAUUAUUAAAGCGUACUUCAAGAACUUGGUCACGCCGCCGGGUAACAUCUGUGAUUUUACUGGCUGCCGAAAGACCUGCCAUUGGCGCGAUGAGAGACUGAUACCGCUAAUGCCGACUAAUCUAAUAGUAUUAGAAUUAUCAUCGACAACUGUGGACCAAUAUUACAUCUGAGAGAUUACUGCAUAUUAAACGAGUGUCUUACGAUCGGCCUUCAUUUAGAUUUAGUUUUAUACAAGUAUAUUAAAAAUUUUAAAAAUGUCGUCGAAGACUGAGAGCAGUGACUUGCCUAAUGGUAUUCACAAUCCAUGCGAGCCGAUCAACUCCAAGUUGUUCCCGGGCGAGGAUCCCGUCAGGCAUGACGUCUCCGGGAGUGUCAUGGAUGGAUUGAUCUUGGACGUGAAGAACCCGAGUUACACCGUCUACAAGAUAAGAUGGUUCACGUUGGGGCUGUUCGUACUGUACUCGGCUUCCAACUCACUGCAGUGGACGCAAUACACCAUCAUAUCUGACAUAAUAGUUAGAUACUACGGAGUCAGUAGUAACGUAGUGUCGUGGACCUCCAUGGUGUACAUGCUGACGUACGUGCCCCUCAUCUUCCCGGGCAGCUGGUUACUGGAUAAGACGGGUUUGAGGACAACGACGAUAAUAGGAUCGUUCGGGACCUGUGCUGGAGCAUGGUUGAAGGUGUUCUCUGUGCCACCGGACAUGUUCUGGCUGGGCUUCGCUGGACAGACCGUGGUGGCGGUGGCACAGGUCUUCAUACUGAACGUACCUCCGAGACUGGCAGCCGUCUGGUUCGGAGCUGACCAGGUCUCCUCGGCCUGUAGCAUUGGGGUUUUUGGUAAUCAGCUGGGUGUUGCCCUGGGAUUCCUUCUCCCUCCUAUGUUGGUGAGGUCCACGGGAACCCCCGAGGAGAUCGGAGCUGAUCUCCAGAUAAUGUUCUACUUGGUAGCAGGAGCCACCAGCGUCCUCUUUGUGUUCAUCGUGCUAUUCUUCAAGUCUGCUCCCCCCACGCCUCCGUCAGCGGCGGCCGACCUCGGUUCCAGCCUGGACUCCAACUUCCUCCAGUCCAUCAAGAAGCUCCUCACCAAUCGCAACUACAUCCUGCUGCUCAUCUCAUACGGCCUCAACGUUGGCGUGUUUUACGCCAUCUCCACGCUCCUCAACGAGCUCGUCCUUACAUACUAUCCAGGUGCCAACGAGGACGCGGGUCGGAUCGGUUUGGUGAUAGUGGUAGCGGGUAUGGUGGGGUCCGUGGUGUGCGGCCUGGUGCUGGACAAGACUCACCGCUUCAAGGAGACCACGCUGGCGGUGUACGCGGCCUCCGUCCUGGGCAUGCUGGUGUUCACCUUCACCUUGGACUGUGGAUACAUCGCCGUCGUCUACUUCAGCAGCAUCGUGCUCGGUUUCUUCAUGGCCGGUUAUUUACCAGUCGGCUUCGAGUUCGCGUCUGAGGUCACUUACCCCGAACCCGAGGGUACUACAUCUGGGAUACUCAAUGCUUGUGUUCAGGUUUUCGGUAUAGUCCUGACUCUGCUGUUUGAGUGGAUGUUGGGUGCUGCCGGAGACCGCUGGGCCAACCUGUGUCUGUGUGGUCUUCUGGCACUGGGAACCGCGGUAACGGCCGCCAUCAGGUCUGACCUCCGACGACAGGCCGCUCAGAACAAGGCCUAGAUACAACUAUAAAAUGUGGCUCCCCAAUUUUAGAACUGACUACUGGAUGAAAAUAAAAUCUCCUAUGAAAUCAUGCCAUUCACACAAUCCUGUUACGCAACAAAACUCUAUCAAGGAGAUUGUCUAAAAUAUCUCUCUACUGUGUUUUGAAAUUGGGCGGCCCACAAGCCACAAUACAACCCCAUUACUGACUAAACAACAUUCAAUCAUAUGUCUAUAUUAUAGGGUUCAUUUUCGAUUGUUCACUUUCACUGCCUUUUCUUAUUUAACUGACAUCACAGCAUUAUAAAAGUGUAUAUUAAUUGACUUCCUUGGACUAACAUUUUAUUGUUGUUGAAAAAUCUAUUUAGUGUUUUCUUAUCCCUUAAAUAAUGAAAUUAAUGCACCAAUGACAAUACUUCCGUCUACAGACAAAGAUUUUUUCUUAAAACCAAAGAAAUUGUCACAUUAAAGUUUUAUUUACUAAUAAUUUGCAGUUCUACAGAAAUUCAAAUGAAAACAUAUCAGUCACAGAACUCAUACGGUAAAAGUUAAAUCCCAUUUCAUAUAUAUUUAUUUCUGCUUGAAAUCUUAUUCAAGCUAAUAUCGUCUUAACAGCAUUUAGUUUUAAUAAACUAAUACAAUACCUACAUUUGAAACUACAUAACACGACAUUUGUUCAGAUAAGUCAGAUAACACACUGUUGAAUUUAAAUAUAACAUAAAAUAAGCGUUAAUCCAACAGAUUCUGCAUUUAUGUCAUACAUUUAUAAUAUUUUAUUAUACAUAUACGUAUUUAUAAGUCGUUUGAAAAUGUAAUCUCUAGUGUUAAAAACAUUUAAAUGUAACAGUUAGCUUUCAAGCAUUAGUUAAUAUCAAAUAUUAUAACGUAAGGGCGUUCUGUAUGUAGAAUGUGUUAGAUAUAAUUACCUCAUAGCUCUAGUGUGAUCUAUAAUAACGCGACAAUAAUUCAGUGUCUACGUACCGAGGUUUGUCUCUAGGGCUCAUGUGAUAGUCUAGAUUCUAAAAAUAAAUAGCAUUUAAUUACAAACACUGCAUAUAUACAAGUAUAUUAUAUUUUGAAAUGAUUUUUUGUCACGAAUUGACGUUGACGUAUUAUGAUGAAAUCUCUCAGCAGUGUUGCCAGUGGGAUUUUAUAUUCCAUAGAAUAGUUUUUAAGGGGCUUAUAUUACGGUAUUAUUAAUUUUAAAUGAUAUACCUAUAUUGAUUAUUGGGCUGAUAUUUGUUCCUUUAAAAGGCUUGUGAAUUCGUUGUGUGUAUUUCAUUGUGAGUGUUAAUUAAGUUUUUGUUGUAAGUUAUAAAAGUAUUAUGUUGAUGGUUGUGUUACAAUUUGUUGAUUACAUUUUUUGACACAUAUAUAUUUAUUCUUUAGUUAAGAUAUAGCCACAAAAUUGUUUUUAUGUUCAGAUAUUUUUUUAAAUAAGACGUCAUCGUUCUGAUUAUAUAAUAAUAAAAAUGUGUAAAACGUAUAAUUCAUAAGAUAAAUGACAAUAAACACGAAUGUAUUUGCAUGUUAGAAGAUUAAUGCUGUUUUGUAUUAGAACGUAACUUAUAGAAUACGGUACAAUAUUUGGAAGAAAAAAGAGCAAAAUAAAAAAAAAUAAAUUGCUAAGUUUGAAAAUUAGACAAAAUUUAUAAUAAAAAAUCUUUUAUCCGUUAUACGAUUUUGAUGUACAAUGAAUCCAAUAAAAAUAUUUCUUUUUUUUUGACGAAUCUAAAUUGUAUGACGUUAUACUGCUUUUAAAUUCUAAGAAGCUUCUAGCAUCGAUGUUACAGAUUUGUUUACUUAAUAAAGUUUUAAAAAGCA
This is a messenger RNA of Danaus plexippus (monarch butterfly), 3785 nucleotides long. It is a transcript of the gene HisT, whose product is annotated as heme transporter FLVCR2. The record is from RefSeq and is a predicted model, not a curated record. Gene Ontology annotation, molecular function: heme transmembrane transporter activity; heme binding. Gene Ontology annotation, biological process: heme export; transmembrane transport. The coding region runs from base 561 to 1979 and encodes 472 amino acids. Lineage: Eukaryota; Metazoa; Arthropoda; Insecta; Lepidoptera; Nymphalidae. Gene Ontology annotation, cellular component: membrane. The transcript has 8 exons.